CUGGGGUAGGAAAGCAAAUCCUGGAAAUGAUGUUCUAAUGUAAUUUCUGAUUACUAUUGCAGAUGCCUGAGGAAGUGCACCAUGGAGAGGAGGAGGUGGAGACCUUUGCCUUUCAGGCAGAGAUUGCCCAACUUAUGUCUCUUAUCAUCAAUACCUUCUAUUCCAACAAGGAAAUUUUCCUUAGAGAGUUGAUCUCUAAUGCUUCUGAUGCAUUGGACAAGAUUCGCUAUGAGAGCCUGACAGACCCUUCCAAGCUGGACAGUGGGAAAGAGCUGAAAAUUGACAUCAUCCCUAACCCCCAGGAACGUACUUUGACUCUUGUGGACACAGGCAUUGGCAUGACCAAGGCUGAUCUCAUAAAUAACUUGGGAACAAUUGCCAAGUCUGGUACCAAAGCCUUUAUGGAGGCUCUGCAGGCUGGUGCAGACAUCUCCAUGAUUGGUCAGUUUGGUGUUGGCUUUUAUUCUGCCUAUCUGGUGGCAGAGAAAGUGGUAGUGAUCACAAAACACAAUGAUGAUGAGCAGUAUGCCUGGGAGUCGUCAGCUGGGGGUUCCUUCACAGUUCGUGCUGACCAUGGUGAGCCCAUUGGUCGGGGUACUAAAGUCAUUUUGCACCUUAAAGAAGACCAGACAGAAUACUUAGAAGAGAGACGAGUCAAAGAAGUAGUGAAGAAGCACUCACAGUUCAUAGGCUACCCCAUCACCCUCUAUCUGGAGAAAGAACGAGAGAAGGAAAUCAGUGAUGAUGAGGCAGAAGAAGAGAAAGGUGAGAAAGAGGAAGAGAAAGAUGACGAAGAGAAGCCCAAGAUAGAAGAUGUGGGUUCAGAUGAGGAGGAUGACACUGGUAAAGACAAGAAAAAGAAAACAAAAAAAAUUAAGGAGAAGUACAUUGAUAGGGAAGAAUUGAACAAGACUAAGCCCAUUUGGACCAGAAAUCCUGAUGACAUCACACAGGAGGAAUAUGGAGAGUUCUACAAGAGUCUCACUAAUGACUGGGAAGACCACUUGGCAGUCAAGCACUUCUCAGUAGAGGGCCAGCUGGAAUUCAGGGCAUUGCUCUUUAUCCCUCGCCGGGCUCCCUUUGAUCUCUUUGAGAACAAGAAAAAGAAGAAUAACAUUAAACUUUAUGUUCGUCGUGUGUUCAUCAUGGACAGUUGUGAUGAGUUGAUACCAGAGUAUCUGAACUUCAUCCGUGGUGUGGUUGACUCAGAGGAUCUGCCCCUCAACAUUUCUCGUGAAAUGCUGCAACAGAGCAAAAUCUUGAAGGUCAUCCGCAAAAACAUUGUCAAGAAGUGCCUUGAGCUCUUCUCUGAGUUGGCAGAAGACAAGGAGAACUAUAAGAAAUUCUAUGAGGCAUUCUCUAAAAACCUGAAGCUUGGGAUACAUGAAGAUUCUACUAACCGGCGUCGCCUUUCUGAGCUACUUCGCUAUCACACUUCCCAGUCUGGAGAUGAGAUGACCUCUCUCUCAGAAUAUGUGUCCCGCAUGAAGGAGACCCAGAAGUCCAUUUAUUACAUCACUGGUGAGAGCAAAGAGCAGGUGGCCAACUCCGCUUUUGUGGAACGAGUGCGCAAGCGGGGCUUUGAGGUUGUGUAUAUGACUGAACCUAUCGACGAGUACUGUGUGCAACAGCUCAAGGAAUUUGAUGGGAAAAGCCUGGUUUCUGUCACCAAAGAGGGCCUAGAACUACCUGAGGAUGAAGAGGAGAAAAAGAAAAUGGAGGAGAGCAAGGCCAAGUUUGAGAAUCUCUGUAAGCUCAUGAAGGAAAUUUUGGAUAAGAAGGUCGAGAAGGUGACAAUUUCUAAUAGGCUUGUAUCUUCACCCUGCUGCAUCGUGACUAGCACAUAUGGCUGGACAGCCAAUAUGGAGCGGAUCAUGAAAGCACAGGCACUUCGGGACAACUCGACAAUGGGCUACAUGAUGGCUAAAAAGCACUUGGAGAUUAACCCUGAUCAUCCAAUUGUUGAAACACUGAGACAGAAAGCCGAGGCAGACAAGAAUGAUAAAGCUGUUAAGGACCUGGUGGUGCUGCUGUUUGAAACCGCACUGCUCUCUUCUGGUUUCUCCCUUGAGGAUCCCCAGACUCACUCCAACCGCAUCUACCGCAUGAUCAAGCUAGGCUUAGGCAUUGAUGAAGAUGAGGUGACUGCUGAGGAACCCAGUGCUGCUGUUCCUGAUGAGAUCCCCCCACUUGAGGGUGAUGAGGAUGCAUCUCGCAUGGAAGAAGUCGAUUAA
Messenger RNA from Elephantulus edwardii (Cape elephant shrew), 2234 nucleotides. RefSeq names its product heat shock protein 90kDa alpha (cytosolic), class B member 1 (gene HSP90AB1). Gene Ontology annotation, biological process: protein stabilization; cellular response to heat; protein folding. Lineage: Eukaryota; Metazoa; Chordata; Mammalia; Macroscelidea; Macroscelididae. The transcript has 11 exons. The record is from RefSeq and is a predicted model, not a curated record. Gene Ontology annotation, cellular component: cytosol; perinuclear region of cytoplasm; protein-containing complex. The coding region runs from base 63 to 2234 and encodes 723 amino acids. Gene Ontology annotation, molecular function: disordered domain specific binding; ATP-dependent protein folding chaperone; ATP binding.